Alternaria alternata is the source of this 398-nucleotide messenger RNA. RefSeq lists its product as hypothetical. The coding region runs from base 84 to 293 and encodes 69 amino acids. Lineage: Eukaryota; Fungi; Ascomycota; Dothideomycetes; Pleosporales; Pleosporaceae. The transcript has 3 exons. The record is from RefSeq and is a predicted model, not a curated record.
CUCAUACCUCGGCUUGUUAUCAAGACUUCGCCUCCGGUUAAUUCGGUAUACGAAGUCACAACGCUUGUCCACACGGCUGUGUUAUGAAGCUGCUUAGACAAAACGAACAAGUGUCGAGAAUCCAGAUAAUUGCCAGAGCUAGGUGGUCAUUCAAACUUCUGCGUGGAUAUGCAAGAAUAGUCACUGGAGUAAGACUUUCCAAAACAUCGAGCAUAGGAUGGUGUAUGGUUCCCAAGAAAUGGAUUAACAACCCAGAAGUCUGGAGUGUUAUUAAGCUUACCUUUGGCCCAUGAACAACAAGAGAUGGAACCUGCAAGAAUUGUUUGGGCAUGUAUUGCGACGCGGUAACAAGUCUUUCUUCAAAAUUUGGCUGCGUGAUCGAGGAGAAACGAUCGAAC